AUGAAAAAUAAAACCAGGUUGACUGAAUGUAUCCUGCUGGGUCUAACAGAUGUCCCUGAACUCCAGGUGGUGGUUUUCACCUUUAUGUUCCUUGCUUAUUUACUCAGCAUCAUCAGAAAUCUAACUAUCCUCAUCCUCACCUUGCUGGACUCCCACCUUCAGACUCCCAUGUAUUUCUUUCUCUGGAACUUCUCUUUAUUAGAAAUGUCCUUCACAAACAUUUUCAUUCCCAGGGUCCUGAUCAGCAUCACAACAGGGAAUAAGAGUAUCAGUUUAGCUGGCUGCUUCACUCAGUAUUUCUUUGCAAUAUUCCUUGGGGCAACAGAGUUUUAUCUUCUGGCUGCCAUGUCCUAUGACCGCUAUGUGACCAUACGCAAACCCCUGCAUUACAUGGCCGUUAUGAGCAGCAGAGUCUGUACCCAAAUGGUUCUCUACUCUUGGCUGGCUGGGUUAUUGGUUAUUAUACCACUAAUCCCUCUGAUGAGUCAACAGGACUUUUGUGCAUCCAACAGGCUGAAUCAUUAUUUCUGUGACUAUGAGCCCCUUUGGAAACUCUCCUGUUCAGACUCAAGCCUCAUCAAGAAGGUUGUCUUUUGGGGCGCCUGGAAGAACACAUUUAACAAGGGAGUAGCUCUACUCAUUACUACAGUCACACCUUUAUUGAACCCCUUCAUUUAUACCCUAAGGAACCAACAGGUAAAGCAAGCCUUCAAGGAUAUAGUCAAAAAGCUUGUGAAUCUUUAA
Molecule: messenger RNA, 744 nt
Organism: Puma concolor (puma)
Lineage: Eukaryota; Metazoa; Chordata; Mammalia; Carnivora; Felidae
Source: RefSeq, a predicted model, not a curated record